This is a messenger RNA of Calypte anna (Anna's hummingbird), 2309 nucleotides long. It is a transcript of the gene EPB41L4A, whose product is annotated as erythrocyte membrane protein band 4.1 like 4A. NCBI's taxonomy places the organism in Eukaryota, Metazoa, Chordata, Aves, Apodiformes, Trochilidae. The transcript is spliced from 23 exons. Gene Ontology annotation, cellular component: cytoskeleton. The record is from RefSeq and is a predicted model, not a curated record. The coding region runs from base 233 to 2269 and encodes 678 amino acids.
GUUCCCACAGGGAGCGCCAGGCACCGCCGUCCGGGCUCUUCCGCGGGAUGGCGACGGCGGAGGGCCGCCCCGUGGGGCAGGGUGCUGCGCCCUAGCAGCCUCUGGGUCUCCAGGCGCUGCCGCGGUGCGCGGAGCCGGACGCAGCCCAUCCCCAGCUGCGCCUCAGCCCCUCUCCGCCGCCGCUUGGGACUCUUCCCGACUCCCCACCCUGUCCCCGGCCAUCGCAGCAGGCAUGGGUUGUUUCUGCGCGGUCCCGGAGGAAUUUUACUGCGAAGUUUUGCUCCUGGACGAGUCUAAGCUGACCCUGACCACCCAGCAGCAGGGCAUCAAGAAGUCAACGAAAGGGUCCGUUGUCCUGGGCUACGUAUUUCGUCACUUAAACCUCGUGGAGAUAGAUUACUUUGGACUACGCUACUGUGACCGAAGUCAUCAAACAUACUGGCUGGAUCCUGCAAAGACCCUUGCUGAACAUAAAGAAUUGAUAAACACUGGACCACCAUACACUCUGUAUUUUGGCAUUAAAUUCUAUGCAGAGGAUCCAUGUAAACUUAAAGAAGAAAUAACAAGGUAUCAGUUUUUCUUGCAGGUCAAGCAAGAUGUUUUACAGGGCCGUUUGCCUUGUCCGAUCAACACUGCAGCACAGCUGGGAGCAUAUAUAAUUCAGUCUGAACUGGGGGACUAUGACCCAUAUAAGCACACUGCAGGUUACGUCUCGGAGUACCGCUUUGUCCCAGACCAGAAGGAAGAGCUGGAGGAUGCCAUAGAACGGAUACACAAAACUCUCAUGGGUCAAGUUCCUGCUGAGGCAGAAGCAAACUACUUAGAGGUGGCCAAAUCCCUGGAAAUGUAUGGAGUGGAUCUCCAUCCUGUUUAUGGAGAAAACAAAUCUGAAUAUUUUAUAGGAUUAACACCCAUAGGAGUUGUUGUCUACAAGAAUAAAAAACAAGUAGGAAAAUACUUCUGGCCUAGAAUUACAAAAGUUCACUUCAAGGAAACACAGUUCGAACUUAGAGUUCUGGGAAAAGAUUGCAAUGAAACUUCCUUCUUUUUUGAAGCACGUAACAAGAUCACAUGCAAGCAUCUCUGGAAGUGCUGUGUAGAACAUCAUACUUUUUUCAGAGUGCCAGAGAAUGAAUCAAAUUCCCUGUCAAGGAAAUUCAGCAAGUUUGGAUCCAUAGGUUACAAGCAUCGGUACAGUGGCAGGACAUCUUUGCAAAUGACCAGAGACCCUUCUGUGCAGCUCCCGCGGCCUGACCAGUGCAUUGAAAGAAGUCGCAGCAAAACUUACCCCAAAAGAACACAACAGACAGGAUCUAAGAACAUGAGCCAGAUUACAUGUGGGGAAAAUGAAGGAACUACCAAAAUUAUUGCACCUUCUCCUGUGAAAAGCUUUAGAAAGAUGAAAAAUGAAAACAGUCCAGAAACCCAAAGAAGUAAAACAGGUGCACCGUGGGAGGAAAAUGGCCCACAGAGUGGGCUGUAUAACUCUCCCAGUGACCGCAACAAAUCACCAAAGUUUCCCAACCCUCGGCGAAGGCCAUCAGGGGGCAGUGAGAAUGAGCCUGGGCAGCCAGUCCGGAGGAGGAAAAAUCAAAACAGUGGUGAAGAUUCAGAUUUAAAGCAAAGGAGAAGAUCACGGUCUCGCUGUAACACCAGCAGUGGCAGUGAAUCAGAAAAUUCCAACAGAGAACAUCGGAAAAAGAGGAACAGAUUACGGCAAGAGAAUGACAUGGUUGACUCAGCUCCUCAGUGGGAAGCUGUGCUACGGAGACAAAAGGAGAAAAACCAGGCAGAUCCAAACUACCGGAGAUCCAGACACAGAUCUAGAUCGAGAAGCCCAGAUGUACAAGCUAAAGAAGAACUGUGGAAACAUAUUCAGAAGGAGCUUGUGGAUCCAUCUGGCCUGUCUGAGGAGCAAUUGAAAGAAAUUCCAUACACUAAAAUAGAGACUCAAGGCGACCCGAUCCGCAUUAGGCAUUCACACUCCCCUCGAAGCUACCGUCAGUACCGGCGGUCCCAGUGCUCUGAUGGUGAAAGAUCAGUCCUCUCUGAAGUGAAUGCAAAAACUGAUCUGGUGCCUCCACUGCCUGUUACACGAUCCUCAGAUGUGAAAGGUCCCAGUAUCCAAUUGACUCAACAGAGACAGAAUGGAUCUAAAGAUAGCCUAAUAGAAGAAACAUCUCAGCUAACCACUAACAAUGCCUAUGGAAAACCCACCUCUAAGAUCAUAAAAACUGUACAGGUGUCACGCUUCAAGGUGGAGACUUGACUUCAGCUGUAGCUGAAGAUGGUGAAUGGAUUUUAUUGUC